GAUAAUUGCUCAAGUGGUUACUGUGCAGAGCAAUAUAAAUCUAGAAACGUCUUCAUAAAAUACGAUCCUAAGAUGAAAAAUAUUGCAUUAUUUUCUUUGAGUGUGCACUGUGAUUUUUUGUGAAUUUGAAAAUGGCAACAUUUCUCAAAGUUCUUGCUUUCUUUAUAUGUACCAUUCUUGGUCAUCAAUGUUCUGACAUAACAAGUGAUUCAACGAACAUAACAGGUGAUUCAACGAAUAAUACACUCUAUGUCAGAGAAUCUAUUCUGUCUAGAAGAAAAGGUACAUUGGAGCAGAACAAAAAUAUACACGGAGAGGAGCGAUUGAAGAAUGUAAUUUUACGAGACAAAAAUAUGUCUGUCAGUGAUGAUUCUGUGUGCAAGAUACAUGAGCUUACUGUUGACUGUUCAAAGCGACUUUUAAAAGAAAUAAAUUCUUCAUGGUUUCCUGAUAGCACGGAUGUCAUCUUUCUGAAUGACAAUCUUCUCACUCGAUUAGCCAAUUCAACAUUUUCACACUUGAUUCAUUUAACUUACUUAGAUCUCUCAAACAAUGAGAUUUCUCAAAUCGAUCUUCUUGCAUUUGACAGUUUGACCAGCUUAAGAUAUUUAAGCCUACGUUAUAAUGUAAUUUCUUUCAAAGCGGUGUCGCCUAACAUUUUAAAACCUUUAAAUAACUUACAGCAGUUGGAUCUAAUACAACAACCUAUUGCAGAAAAAUGUGAUGUUCCUGUAUGGAUUUUUCAAUCAUUAAAUCAGUUACGCAGCCUGGCUGUUGGUACAAAUAGUUCUAUUCUCUACUUUGGGUCGGAGUUUCUGAACUUUAAAAAUCUGGCAACGUUAGAGAUUACAGGGUCAACCCAAUACGUCACCGAGGCAUCGUUUAAGAAUGUUAAUAAACUAAAAGAACUGGUCAUAAGAGACAUGCUAAUUAAAUAUGUUGAUGAUAAAGUAUUUGUGCAAUUAAAAAGCCUAACUGUUCUCAAAAUGCACUUUGUUGUCAUAGAUUUGCAAAGGGUUUUAGCUUUGCUGUGGCCGUUUACGGGAAGAGAAAUGUCUUUGAUUCUUUUUCAAGGCAUCACAACCACUCUUGCAAUACCUGAUCCUACGAAAAACGGCUUUCUCACUAAAAAAGACUUUAUGUAUUUAACAGACAUCUGUUUAAACACGUUUACAAUGAUAGAGUGUAACAUCUAUUACAUAACAGCUGAUGCCUUUAGAAACAGAACUACAUGGGAUCGUUGUCUGCGUAAUGUCUAUAUAUCAGGCAACCCUUUAAUCGGAAGUACUGUGGCUUUGUUUCCACUAGCUCUGCUUCAGAACUUAACAACAGCCGUUGUUGGUAACACAAUGAGAUCUUGCCAGUCCUUUUCUCCAUUCCCGAAUGUCAAUUUUAAGGAAAACUAUUUCUUUCAAAAUAUUUCCCUCGUUGGUUUGUCUGAUUUUCAAAGGAAAUUUGAAAAAGACUUUAAAGUUACUGAAGCAAAUAAAUAUUUACGAGAAAAAAACAAUAAUGGAAAUCUAACAUUUGACACACUAGAUGGUAUAAUAUAUAUAUAUGUCUCUAAGAAUUUAUUAAGUUGGGUUUCACAACGAUUGCUGCCUGAUGUUACAUUACAACAAGAUAUUACGUUUCGAGGCGCUGAUAACAUGCAAUAUUUAGAUAUAUCAGAUAGCGGAUUUCACACUUUUACUGGCCAUAUUCGUGGUUUAUCAUCAGUGAAAACUGCAAUCAUUUCAGGGAAUGACCUUUCGUUUCUUUCGGAGUACUUUUUAGAUCCAUUUUCUGGCUUAGAAAACUUGGUUGUCUCUAAAUGUCAGCUGAAUAGAAUUUUUUUUGCUCUGAAAAGUGAUCGUGUGUUUCAGAAUACUACAAAACUAAAAGAACUCGACCCCUCUGAGAAUUAUCUCAAUGCUUUAAGCAAGGGAAUGUACUCUAGAAAUUCAGGACUAAUCUAUUUAGGCUUAUCUGACAAUCAGUUUAAAGAUAUUCCGUUUGAUUUCAAAUUUACUCCAAAUCUUAAAAUUUUAGAUUUUAGCAAUAAUAUUAUCACUACCCUCACAGCGGAAACUACUAAAGCCCUUGAUGUUUUACAUGAAAAGAACGGAGGGUUUGAACUCAAACUGAGUGGAAACAUUCUUUCGUGUGGUUGUCGUGAUUUACCUUUUCUUCACUGGUUGAAUUCAACUUUAGUUAGAUUAGACAACAAUAGAAACUACACCUGCAUGAGCAAGGAUGGUGAAAGGACAAACACAUUGGCGUUCUCUGAUCUGGAAUCUCUCUGGAGACAAUGUUGGGGCGAAUUCUUCUUCUACAUUGCAAUAAUUACAUUAUGUCUUUAUGUUAUUGGCGUAGUCUUAAUUUUUCUGAUGUUAAAGAAUAAAACAUUUCUCGUUUCAUAUUUCUUACAACUUUUUGGCAAUUUCAAACUUCACACCAGAUUGGACUACAAGACAGAUGUUUAUAUUGGUUAUUCAGAUGAAGACUAUCGAUUUCCUUGCAUGGAAUUACGCGAGCAUCUAGAAAGAAAUUUAAGAUUGAGCACAUUUAUACUUGACAGGGAUCUAUUGGCUUCUUUGGACAAAGCCAGUGGUAUCGUGGAUGCAAUCAACUCUUGCUGGAGAGUUUUACUUGUCUGUAGUAAGAGCUUCUUAAAAGACGAGGCCUGGUCAAUGUUUACUAUCAGGUCAGCUAUGUACGCGCAAAGUCCAGAUAACCCUGCAAGAAUAGUUAUAAUGGUUCAUAAGAGUUGUCUUUCCCUGCUACCAAAGGAACUUCUGAGUGUCGUCAACGAUGAAAAUAUUAUUAUUGUGCCAGAGUGGAAAAUAAACUACACUAUGAGUGAAACAUUGCGAACUCGAUUGUCGGCAUAAUUUUUAUGUCUCUAAAAGUUAUGCCUGACAGUUUGUUUUUUUUAAAAAGCAACUAUUCAAAUUAAAUGGAAAACUUAUAUACAUAACUAGCCGGAUGUUACCCGCAGUCUGCGGACUUUAGUUUGUGUAUUACAAAUCUAGUGGAUUGGAUUUAAAUCUAUGUCAAACUUAGCUAAUGUUCCUUUCAAAUUGCGAAAACGGGUUGACUCGAUUUGUCAAAAAGUUUCUUUAUUUAAUAAAGAUAAAUUUAGCUAUUUUGUUUUGUCGGUGAACCAUAAUUAACACCAAACAGUUAAAUGAAAAAUGUCUUGUACACCAAACAAAACUCGUAAAA
This is a messenger RNA of Biomphalaria glabrata, 3207 nucleotides long. RefSeq names its product toll-like receptor 13. The coding region runs from base 132 to 2873 and encodes 913 amino acids. Gene Ontology annotation, molecular function: protein binding. The transcript has 2 exons. The record is from RefSeq and is a predicted model, not a curated record. NCBI's taxonomy places the organism in Eukaryota, Metazoa, Mollusca, Gastropoda, Planorbidae. Gene Ontology annotation, biological process: signal transduction.